CUCCGGUCAUGUACAGAAAAUUGAAGUGGAGUAGCUGCAGACAUUUAGCGGGGAGUAACGCCGACAUUGGAAACCCUGCAUUUCUGUGUGCGUUAUCAGGUUGCCCUUUUUAUUUUUUUCGUUUUAGUAAAGCUGAUGGGAAAAUAGCCUCUUAAAGGGAUACUCUUGCUUGACGUCUCACGUCUUUUCCAAAAUAGGAGUUAGAGGUAAAGACAAACGAUAAUAAAAACGGGCAGCAAUGGUGGAGAAGCGGUCUGUUAUCCAGAGAGAGAACGUGUACCGCUGGUUUUCGGAGCUCAACUCUGCCCAGCGGGUUGAGUUUCUGUGCGGAUUGCUCGACCUCUGCGUGCCCAUCGAGUUGCGCUUUCUGGGAUCUUGCUUGGAGGAUCUAGCUGGUAAGGACUACCAUUCUUUGCGUGACGCGGAGAUCAAGGCUAACAACCCUGCCGAUCUGGCCACCUUGACCAACAUCACAGACGAAGUUGUUCGCAGCAAGCUUCUCAUCUCAUUAGCCCUGCUAAAUUCGGACAAUCGGGAGGCAGCCGGAGUCCUCUUCAGAACCCUUACGCACAUCGAUUCCAUCAUCAAUAAUUAUGGGUUGCAGCUUAAUGACGGUCAGACCGGGGACCAGUUUCUCCUACUCUUCACAAUGGCGUCCAAUCACCCUGCUUUCAGUUUCCACCAGAAGCAAGUGCUGAGAAAGGAGUUGUCUCAGAUCCAAGGCAUUGUAAUUACUAGCUGCAACAACGCUAACCUGAGUACCAGCAGCAGCACCGCAACGUCAACUACCGUCACCACAACUACAACCUUCACGCCUUGCGUGGCAGGCAGCCACUUCUUGCACAAGGCUUCAUAUGAGAGGUUUUGAUGAAGUCUGUUUCAUGGACAGCUGA
Messenger RNA from Polypterus senegalus (gray bichir), 893 nucleotides. Its product is annotated as zinc finger CCHC domain-containing protein 2-like. The transcript has 2 exons. Lineage: Eukaryota; Metazoa; Chordata; Cladistia; Polypteriformes; Polypteridae. Bases 239 to 868 code for a protein of 209 amino acids. The record is from RefSeq and is a predicted model, not a curated record.